Carya illinoinensis is the source of this 5323-nucleotide messenger RNA. RefSeq names its product protein ESSENTIAL FOR POTEXVIRUS ACCUMULATION 1-like. Gene Ontology annotation, molecular function: protein binding. The transcript has 11 exons. The record is from RefSeq and is a predicted model, not a curated record. Bases 330 to 5135 code for a protein of 1601 amino acids. NCBI's taxonomy places the organism in Eukaryota, Viridiplantae, Streptophyta, Magnoliopsida, Fagales, Juglandaceae.
AACCUGUGGAAAUGAUUCUACUUGAUUUGGGUGUUGUGACUACCACCCAAACCCUCCCUCUCACCCUUUUCUUCAUCUCUCUUUCCCUCUCUGCCUCCUGCGAGUGCUACCAAAAGCUGCUUCCGAAACCCUAGAUUAUCCGAACCUCCUAAAUUCCACAAUUACCUGAGCUCCUCUCCCUCUCUAUCUCCCUCUUUACUACCUUGGCUUUGUAUCUUCGGACCUCCAAUCCAGUUUGCGUCGGUGUGUGUUUGUUUGUCUAGCUCGAUUGGAUCUUCCUUCUCUCUCUCUCUCUCUCGCUCUCGCUCGCUCAAUCUCGCGACUCAUUAAUGGGGGAAGGCAAGCUCGAUCUUCCGGACGAUCUCGUCUCAUCUAAGCCUUCCGAUCAUUCCUGGACCUUCAAAGGAGAAGCUUCUGAAGGGAAUGAAGAGGACAAGGCACUUAUGGGGUUGCCUGAUGAGUUGAAAGAUCAGGUGGCAUCAGAAAGUAGCAUACCUCUGUCACCCCAGUGGCUUUAUGCCAGACCAACUGAGCCUAAGAUGGAAAUGCGUGCUCCAACUUCUGCGUCUUUUGGAAACCCUACUGACCCCAACCAUAAAGAGGGCUGGCGCUUGGAAGGAUCUGAGGACAGGAAAGAUUGGAGGAGGACUGUCACUGACAAUGAAAGCAGCCGUCGCUGGCGUGAGGAGGAAAGAGAAACUGGCUUACUCGGUGCUAGAAGAGAUCGCAGGAAGGCCGAACGCCGUGUUGACAACACCCCAGUCAGAGAAACAGGUGAAAGUAGAGCAUUGCCUACCUCUGAUCGGUGGCAUGAGGGUCGUACUUCUGGGCAUGAAACACGGCGUGAUAAAUGGUCAUCUAGAUGGGGCCCUGAAGACAAAGAUAAGGAUUCUCGAACUGAGAAGAGGACAGAUGUAGAAAAGGAAGAUGCUCAUAGUGACAAUCAAUCUUUUGUUAGCAGCAACCGUUCAGCUUCUGAGCGUGACUCUGAUUCUCGUGAUAAGUGGAGGCCACGCCAUAGAUUGGAGGUUCAUUCUGGUGGUUCAAAUGCCUACCGUGCAGCACCUGGAUUUGGACCUGAGAGAGGACGAGUAGAGGGUUCAAACUUGGGAUUUAAUCUUGGAAGAGGAAGGUCAAAUGCUGUUGGGAGAGGUUCAUCAGCAGGUCCUGUUGGCGCAGCUCAUUUUGACAAAUGUGAAAGUGUCCCUGGGAGACCAAGUGACUCAAUUAUUUCUUUUUUGUACCCAAGGGGAAAGCUUCUUGACAUAUAUCGGAGGCAAAAGCUUGGUCCAUCUUUUACUACCAUGCCAGCUGAGAUGGAGAAGUUACCCCCUAUUACUGAAGUAGGUCUUAUUGAACCAUUGGCUUUUGUCGCCCCCGAUGCUGAAGAGGAGGCCAUCCGUGGUGAUAUAUGGAGGGGAAAGAUCACAAGUAGUGGGAUGAUGUACAGUUCAAAUAGGAAGGGAAGAUCGACAGAAAAUUUAACAGAUGCUGAAGAAUUAGACUCAACUGAACAAAAUCAGGGCUUCUUGCCCUCAAUUCUCACUGAAGAGGUUGUUGAUAAUUCGCAUGAAGCUGCAAUUGAGGACGUAUAUCAAGCUGAUGAUGGUGGUACCUUAUUGAAAUAUGUCUCAGAGAGGAAAAUGGUAGAUGAAAGAUAUGCAGCAGAAGAUAAAAUUACUGGAGCAAUUCAUGGGUUGGCCCCUAAGUUUUCAGAAAGUAAUGGUGUCCAUGGUGUCUUGGAGAUUGAUGGUGCUCAGCAUGGUCCUUCUCUGAUCAAUGUUGGUGAAAGAUGGCAGACUGCAGACUCUGACUUUACUGUGCAUGCUCAGUUUGAUGCCAUUAAGUUCCCCACUUCACUUGACAUCAGAUCCAAGCUUCCUGGCGAUUCAAGUUCUCUCUUUGUUUUGCCUUCUCCUGAGCAGAAUCAAAGUGGCAGCACUGACAAGAAUGACUUAGAAAGGGUAACCCCGCAUGAGGAGUUAAGUUUGUACUACAUUGAUCCUCAAGGGGUGACCCAGGGACCAUUUGUUGGGGCUGACAUUGUUUUAUGGCUUGAACAAGGAUUUUUUGGGACAGACUUGCUGGUCCGCUUUGCAGACGCUCCUGAGGGAACACCUUUCCAAGAAUUAGGUAAACUCAUGCCUUAUCUGAAGGUCAACAACGGAUAUGCCAAUAGCACAGAAACAAACACUCAGUUAGAGCUAUGCGAAGAGUCAGAGGCUAGUUUAACUGCUCCUGCUUCUAUUUUGAAAAGCAAUUCAUCUGCAGUAAAUGACCUUUGCCAGAUGCUGCCUGAAUUCAAUAGCAUUUCUGCUCAGCCUGUUCAGUCAAGAGUAUCUGAGCCUCAGGUCUCAUUGCAACUGCCUCAUUCUGAGGGUCAACGCUUUCCUAAGUUUAAUACACAAGAAGAAGAAAUUGUGUUUCCAGGAAGACCAGGAAACACUGGAUAUUCUAUUGCAAAAUCUAGUGGGAGCAAUCAUCAUUCUGAAAAUUCUUUCACCCGUCCUCUUCUGAAUGAAUUGACAGAACCUGGAGUACCAAAUCAAAAUGAUAAUAAGUUGCAUCCCUUUGGCUUACUCUGGUCUGAACUUGAAGAUCAUACAAAAAAUACGAAGCCAUCCAUUCGGUCGAGCAUGGGAAGGGAUGGUCCGUUUGGUGCCAUGGCUGAUCCAGCUCUUCCUACAGAGACGUGGUCUGAUGUUUAUAGAAAAAAUACACUUCCUGACCCCAACUUGUAUCAAGAUGCCAUGGCUGCUCGUCAUUUGUCACUGAUGGAGCAGGAAUCCAACCAUUUUGAUUUAGCAGAGCAGCUUAUGGCACAACAAUUUCAUCAGCAGCAACUCCAACAGAGAAAUUUGUUGUCUCAUGCACAUUUAAAUGAAUCGGUUUUAGAACAUGUGCCUAGUCAGAAUCUUAUACACCACCAACAUGUGGCCAACCUUUCUGCACCGGAUUUGGAUCAUCUUUUGACUCUUCAGUUGCAACAGCAGCGGCAGAUUCAGCUCCAACAACAUCAUCAAUUGCAGCAACAGCAGCAGUUUCAUCAACAGCAAAAGCUUUUGCAGGAGCAACGGCAAUCUCAAGUCCAGCAGGUGCUUCUUGAACAGUUUUUACGUAGUCAAUUGCACGAUCAAGGGCUUGGGCAGUCACAUGUAGAUCCUAUCAGAGCCAACAAUGUUCUUGAUCAGGUUUUAUUAGAACAACACCUUCUACACGAACUGCAACAACAAUCUCAUCAUCCUUUAAGGCAUAUUGAUCCAUCUUUAGAUCAACUUAUUCGAGCAAAAUUCAAUCACAUGCCACAACAAGAUCGUCAGAGAGAUUUACUUGAACUUAUAUCACACACACAGCAUGGACAGAUGCCGUCACUGGAGCAACAGCUUCUUCAACAAGACCAGCUGCAGGCUCGGCAGUUACUGGGAUUGAGGCAGCAGACAGGUAUUGAGGGGGAGAGGCAUAUUGGUUCCAUAUGGCCAGCAGAUGAAUCUGAUCAGUUUCUCAGCAGUCAUGCUGCUUCUCACCGUGCUCAUUCUUCAGGGUUUGGCCCAUUGGAUGUUUAUCAGCGGCCAUCCCACGAGGAGCAUCUGAAUCAUCUUGAGCGGAAUGUUUCGUUACAGGAGCGCCUUCGGCAAGAGCGUUUUGACCCUGCCUCAAUGCAAUUUGAGCGGUCAAUGUCUUUGCCUGCUGGUGCUCCAGGGAUGAAUCUGGAUGUUCUAGCUAUGGCCCGUGCUCAUGGUUUAGAUAUGCAAGAACCAAGUACACGUAUGCAAUCUAAUGCUCAAGUGGGUCCAUUUUCAUCUAGUAUCCACCCUCAUAAUCCCCACCAUCUUUUGGUUCCCAAUCAAUUUCAUGCCCCGCAAUUGGAUGCAAUUGAGGGCCGCUGGCCUGAGAACAAUGAGCAGCUAGAGAAUGACUGGAUGGAAUCUCGGAUUCAACAACUGCAUAUUAAUGCUGAGCGACAGAAAAGGGAGUCAGAAGCUAAAAGAACUUCUAAAGAUGCAUCCUUAUGGAUGUCGGAUGGGUUCAAUGAUGAGAAGUCAAAACAAUUGUUGAUGGAACUACUUCAUCAGAAAUCAGGUCAUCAAUCUACAGAGCCAUUAGAUGCAGGCAAGGAAACAAGGGCACCAUCUGGCCUUUAUUCUGGGUCAGGCUACUUGGAUCACCCAUUCAGUGUUCGUCUAGACCAAGAAGCAGGUCUGACCAAAUCAUUUCAAGUGGGCUCUUAUGGUUCUCAUUCAUUUGAACCCCUGCAGGAUGAGCGGGCCAGCAGAGAAACCAUGCCAUUUAGAUCUGAUUCUGGAGCAUUGAUUGAGGGAGAGUCACACUUGGCAGGCAUCAAUGAGAUUGAUCAGGCAAUUUACAAAAACUCUAACAUGUUUGGCAGGUCAUCUACGAGCCACGAGUUCUCAGAGGCUGACGGGAGGAAGUAUGGGUCCAUAAGUGAGGGUUUGGGAAAGGGUCCGAUUUUCGAGAUUCAAGAAGGCAUGGUUGAGCAAGCUGGUUUGUCUGCUCUAGAUCGUGGGGAGAUUUCAUUUAAUACCCUUUGCAGGCAAUCAUCAAUUGGUACUGCAAAAGGUGGGAAAACAGGCUUCUACAAUGAUAAGAUUGGAUCUGGUAAUUCAUUUGUGGAGGAAAUAUCUAAUGAGCGGGUGCCUGUUCCAUCCAAAGGGCCAGAGAACAUCUUGCUGAGACGUCCUCCUGUCUCCCACAACUCAUCAUCACAGGAAGGAUUGUCUGAGCUGGUCUCAGAUCCAGUAAUGAGAGGGAAAAUUUCUACAAGUGGUGCUGCCGAUGGAGGUAGACGAGACCCAGGUGUGAAUUUAGUAAACCAAGGUUCGGACAUCAUGGCAUCUGGCAAGAAAGACAUGCGUUUUCGGCGUACUUCUUCUUACGGGGAUGCUGAUGUUUCAGAGGCGUCAUUUAUAGAUAUGUUAAAGAGUAAUGCCAAAAAGACACUUCCGGCAGAGGCUCAGUCAACGGCAGGAUUUUCAGAGACAACAGAUGGGACACAAGGGGGACGAAGUGGAAAAAAGAAGGGAAAGAAAGGGAGGCAAAUUGAUCCUGCACUCCUUGGUUUUAAAGUCACCAGCAAUCGCAUCAUGAUGGGUGAAAUUCAACGCAUAGAGGAUUAGCCCCUUUUAAGAUUUGUAUUUUCUUUCUGUUGUGCAUUUUUUAGAAGUUGUAUAGGUUCAAAGCCCUUGGUAUAAAAGCUUCUGCCAAAGAAAAUUCUUUCAUUCUUACAGGGUGUGCGGUCACUGGUGUAGUGACGGGUUUUAGUUCUGUACAGACUAACAAGGUUUAUAAAGGAAAUCUUCCAUCA